GCAAAAACCGCAGUCGCCUGCACUCAAAAAAUAAAUCCAAAGCCAAUUAAGACAAUCAAUCGCAAAGCGACCCAUAACGAAGUGAACCGACUGGAAUACAGCAGGCGCCAGCCUGGUACCACCCACCAACACCCACCACCACCCACCACCUCGCACCACCCCCACAACCACCCUCCCGACAAAAGUCUUCGUGCAUUGUUAAAUCGGCUUAUGAUCAGGCAAAGUACGUUGAUUCCACAUGUUAUUCGUAUAUCAAUUUGGCAGUCGACGAGGUAUUUUCAAACGGUUAGCAUAUGCACGCAGUUCGAUUUUCGAUUUGCAGAGCUUUUUCGAGGAGCAAACCGCAGCUAAUAUAGAGCUUCAAUGAGCGAGGGACUACAUCGACAAAAGUUAUUUCCUUCCUCAAAAUGAGUUCGGUGCGACCCCUGAAGCCCGCGUUGAUGGCGAUUGCCACCAGGGAGCUGAACGAGGUGCCCCAGCGGCUUCAACAGGAUAUCGAGGCUCUAAAGGAAUGGGUCUUGAAGCAACCACAUCUGAGAGCCUGCACCGAAGACCAGUUCCUGCUGGCCUUUCUGCGCGGAACAAAGUUUAGCCUGGAACGGGCAAAGGAGAAGUUCGAUCGGUUUUAUACCUUGCAGGGAUCCAUUCCUGAGGUCUUCAAUAAAAGACGCCUCGCCACCGAUCCCCAGGUGCUGGAUAUCAUUAGGAUGGGAGUUCUCCUGCAAAUUCCCAUGGAUGUGGACGAUCCCGGGCCUUGCGUGACCAUUAUUCGAGCUGGGUCCUACGACACGAGCAAGUACAAGUUCCAGGACAUAGUUCGCGUUGGAUCCAUGUUCGGUGAGAUCAUGAUGUUCGAGGACGAGAACGCCACGGUCAGCGGUUAUGUGGAGAUUAUGGACAUGACUGGAGUUACGGGUGCCCACCUCUUUGCUCUCCAGCCGCAGUUGCUAAGUAAGUUUUCCACCUAUGCGGACGAGGCGAUGCCGACGCGCCAGAAGGGAAUCCAUUUCAUUAAUGUCCCUGCCGCCUUCGAAACUGGUUUCAAUACGUUGCGUUCUUUUUUCCCGGCAAAAAUCAAAAACCGGAUUUCGGUAACCUCUGAUCCGUCGGCUAUAUUUGAAAUAGUGCGUCGCGAGUAUUUGCCCAAGGAGUACGGAGGAACCGGGCCCAGCAUGCAGGACAUAAGCCGAACCAUGGAGGCGAAGCUAUCCAGUUAUGAAUCCUACUUUCAGGAGUCCCAGAGUUUCGGAGUUGAUGAAAAGCUGCGCGAAUUUGGGACUCAUGAGCGGAAGAAUCAUCGCUCCUCCUUUGGGGCUGCGGGUUCGUUUCGGAAACUGCAGAUUGACUGAAACUGACCGGCAGGAAAUAGCCAAUGUCAAUCGUUAAGAUUAUAAAGGAAGAACCAUUUGCAUAAAUCUUACCUGGAAAACCUCGUUAGUCAGUCACAAUAACCAACAUAUUUAUAUCUAGAUUAACAAACACGAUGGUGAUUACUUCUGAGCUAUAAGACUUCUUCAAGGGGUAUAAAACUAGUAAAGCAAGAACCACAAUGUGUCACAAACUUUAAA
Drosophila elegans is the source of this 1568-nucleotide messenger RNA. RefSeq names its product retinol-binding protein pinta. The coding region runs from base 408 to 1349 and encodes 313 amino acids. The transcript is spliced from 4 exons. Gene Ontology annotation, molecular function: phosphatidylinositol bisphosphate binding. The record is from RefSeq and is a predicted model, not a curated record. Gene Ontology annotation, cellular component: membrane. NCBI's taxonomy places the organism in Eukaryota, Metazoa, Arthropoda, Insecta, Diptera, Drosophilidae.